Messenger RNA from Capronia epimyces CBS 606.96, 1161 nucleotides. RefSeq names its product agmatinase. Bases 1 to 1161 code for a protein of 386 amino acids. The record is from RefSeq and is a predicted model, not a curated record. Lineage: Eukaryota; Fungi; Ascomycota; Eurotiomycetes; Chaetothyriales; Herpotrichiellaceae. The transcript is spliced from 4 exons. Gene Ontology annotation, molecular function: agmatinase activity; metal ion binding.
AUGCGUUUCCUGUCCUUCUGCACCAGUGCGGCAUGGGCUGCCCCGGCUGCUGCUGCUGCUCUUGCUGUUGGGGACCGCCAGAGCCGCCUAGUUGGCUCAACGAAACACGACAAUGAUUACGACCUCGAUCCUUCUGCCACCUUCUCCUUUGCGGGCAUCACAACAUUUGCAAGACUUCCCCAGGUCCAAUGCUUGAUGGAAAGUGGCCCGGUUGACGACAUUCUGGUCUUGGGGUUCCCAUUUGACACGGCCACCUCGUUCCGCACCGGCACCCGGUUUGGGCCCAACGCCGUCCGUCAAGGUUCUCGGGCGGCGACUCUUGCUGGUCUGUAUAACUACCGCCAGUCCAUCAACCCCUAUGUCCAGAACAUAUCCAUUGUCGAUUGCGGCGAUCUUCCCAUAUCACCCUUUGACAACGGCUUGGCCUUCGCCCAGAUGGAAGAUUGGUACAAGCGGCUGCUAUGGCGUGAGGUCAAGUCCGCAGAGAAGGGAAUCAGGUCUUCAAAGACGGGUCGAGUCCAUCCCCAAAUUGUCGCCAUCGGUGGGGACCACAGUAUUUCUUUGCCAAUUCUGCGAGCUUUGAACACCGUCUACGGCAAAGUGUCCACCAUUCACAUUGAUGCACACAUCGACACGUGGUCGCCCAAGGUCUUUGCAGGAGCCAAAGCCGGCAGCAAACAGGCCGAAUUUGCUGAUGGCACUCCCUACUAUUGGGCCGGCAUGGAAGGCUUGUUGACAACCACGAAUGUCCAUGCCGGAAUCCGGAGCAGUCUGGAUUCUGAAAAGGACAUGGAUCUGGAUGCCGAGAUGGGGUUCACCACCAUACCGGCAUGGGAAAUGCUCAAGAGAGAUGGCGUAUGGGGGGUCAUUGACAAAAUUCGCGCCGUGGUACCCCACGACAAGCCGGUCUACGUGUCCCUCGAUGUGGACAGUCUCGACCCUGCAUUUGUCCCAGGCACUGCUGGCCCGGCUUCUGGAGGAUGGACUCCAAGAGAGAUCAUUCAGAUCAUCAUUGAUGGGUUGGAGGGACUGAAUAUUGUCGGCGUGGAUGUCGUCGAGGUUCUUCCAAGCCUUGAUCAGGCCGAGAUCACGGGUAUAGCAGCUGCCGAGUUUACAAUCGAGCUUAUCACCAGACUGGUCCGAAACAGAAUCGGUCAGUGA